UUCAACACCAUGGCGAAAGCGACGUCAACUUUGUUCGAAUAAAAUUUUGUUUUCGAUUAAAAAGAACUGUUUCGUGUUUGUUUUUAAGUGAAAAUGCUCUUUGUUAAGUUACCUUGAGUGUAAGCGUAUAUUUAAGUGUUCAAGUUCUUGCCAGAAAGUUAGAAGUUUUGUGUGCAAAGUUGUAAAAGUCACUCGAGAAUUCAGGUGUCAACGAGGAUGUUAUUCUCCUCAUAUACGGCACCGUUCAGCUGAAGUUUGAAGGUGGUGUCUCGCCAUGCAGCGCGCGGGUGGGAGCAGGGCCUGUGCGCCAUGAGCCACACUCCUGGAGGCGGCCAUCCGCAAGGUUGGGAGCACAAGCUUGCAGACAGGUCGUCGCUGCCGCCAGCCCCCGGGGAGGAGAAGGGCAAAUCUCAGUCCAAACAUGUGUUCACACAGCCUCAUCUCGCUAAGGCGGGCGCUAUGUGGUGGCGCGAAGAGACGGAAGGCUCGUCGGGCAGCUCGGCGCGCUCGCCCGCCUCGCCGCCCUACGUGCGGUGGGCGCGCGCGCUGCACUUUCUGCUCGAGGACGCGGAGGGCGUGCGGCUGUUCCGCAAGUUCGUGUGCGGCGCGGGCGGGCUGCACGUGGACCGGCUCAACUUCUACUUCGCGGUGCACGGCCUGCGCCAGGAGACCGAGCCGUCCAAGAUACGCCAAGUCGUCUCCGCUAUAUACAAAUUCCUGCGCAAGUCUCAGCUAACGAUGCCGGAAGCGCUGAAGACGCAGGUGAAGCAGGCGCUCAAGGACGGCGCCAACAUCGAGAGGACCAUCUUCGAUGAGAUGGAACAAGAGGUGACGCGUGCGAUCACGGAAACCACGUACCAGGCGUUCCUGCGCUCGGAGGCCUACGUGUCGUACGUGAGCGCGGCCACGCAGCCGCUCUCCUCGCCCGACGCGUCGCCGCCGCACAGAGACAUAUCAGUGUGCGGUCAACUAGCAACACUACACGAAGGGCAGGAAUUAAGCGGAGGCAGUGGUGCUGCCCGACUUACUCACGACGCGUUAUUAGCCACGCAGUCGAGGAGAUUGCACUCGGAUGUCGCACCACGGCUGCACAAGCGGUCGGUGUACAGCGCGCACGUGUCGUACGCGGGGUACACGCCCACCUCGCGGCAGGACUCGGAGCGCGCCAGCCUCAGCAGCGGCCGCACGGACAGCGACGCGGUCUCGCUGUCCGGCAGUAGCGUGGAUGGGAUGUCAAUACGAGGCCCUCGUGACAGUCGGGAGUCGCGGCAUCGCCAGCGACUGUACGGGCUCGAUCGGCAAGCUGUUAUCAACAAGGAGCAGGAUACCGCUAUGAUGAUACCACGCACGCAACGCGUACAAUCCGAGCAACUCCGCGUGCUGCCGCCUAGCGAGUUUGCGCCGCUACUGAUCGAGAAGUUGGAGCGUGUGCGCCGCGACCGGGAGAACAAGGAGCGGUUGGAGAGACGACUCGCUGAGGGUGAAUGCGACGAGACAUCGAGCCAGGUGUUGCCGCCGCAGCUGGUGGCGGCCGCCAUACGGGAGAAACUGCAGCCCGACGACGACAACGAUCAGGAUAUUUUAGACCAGCACGUGUCGCGCGUGUGGUCGGAGCGCACGCCGGGCGCGUCCCCGCCGGGCGGGCGCCGCCGCCGCGCCCCGCGCCGCGCGCCCUCCUGCCUCUCCGCCGACUCGGGACACUGCGACGAGCCGCCCGCCGCGCGCAGAUCAAUAAGCAAGAAGGCGGCGACGGAGCUGACGGACAGCGGCGUGUCGGUGGUGAGCGAGGGCACGGCGAGCGGGCUGAGCGCCGCCAGCGAGCCGCGCAUCCUGCUGUGGAUCGCGGAGGGCGAGCGCCUCGAGCGCCGCGCGACCUCCGCCGACCGCCGCGACCGCAGGCCCGCACGUGGUGGUGGCAGCAAGUCGAGCAGCACGAGCGGUGGGGGUGGUGGUGCUGGGAGUGGGGGGGAGCACACGGUGGUGGUGGCCCACUUCCUGGACGAGAGCGUGCCGUACCGCUUCAAGGUGCCCGCCAGCCCGCUCACGCUGCGCACCUUCAAGGAGUACCUGCCCAGGAAGGGGAACUACCGAUAUUUCUUCAAAACGGAGUGUGCAGAUUUGGACAACACGGUGAUACAAGAGGAGGUGAGCAGCGACAGCGACACGCUGCCCAUGUUCGAAGGGAAGGUCAUGGCUAGGGUCAAGAGCAUUGACUGAAUUUGGACCUUAUGUGUAUCGAGAUAAGGGUGUAAUUACAACUUGUAUGAAAAGAAGAAAGAAGAAAAUAUGGACAUUUUAAAGAUGAUACUUGACUUUAAGAAAUGGUUUUGUUGUCAAAGAUACAAAUGUAUCCAGGUUUUACACUAUUAGUAUCACUGUUGUUUUUGAUGACAAGUGAGGUACACUAAUUAAUAAAUUACUAAAUGAAGGUACAAUAAAAUUGUGUAUCAAGAUAUUAUGAUAAUUGUUUUUUAUGAAGGGCAAAGUGACGAAAGCUUAACCUGGUAGCUUGUACGAUACUAAAAAUAAAAUUUGGUGUAUUAAGACGAAUGAUCAUGAAUGAACUUAAAAAUGUAUUUAUUGCAAAUAAAAAAAUUGACAAAAAUAAAUUUGUAACUUGGAAUAACUUGACGAUUGUUCGUUUGUACAUCUGUACGUGGGCAUGACUAAAACGAAGUUUUAUUUUGGUAUUUUUUAUUUCUACUAAGGCAACGAAUAUUCAUUAUUGUUUUAAUAUCUUGUCGAUCCCAAUAAGAGAAUUGCUACUAAAAUUUACUAUCCUAAGGAAAUAUGUAGUUACAAAAAACUUAAACAUUGUUUUUAUUUUUUUUCGAAAAAAAAACAAACAUUUUUUUUUUCAUUUUCUUGUUGGGAGCGUCAAAAUAUUUUAAUUCAUUUUAAUCACUAAAAGACCCAGUGACAAAAAAAGCUAUUCUAUAGCAUAUAUGCAACUAGACGGUGAAUAUAGAUUAAAUAAAAAAUAAAUUAUCUGUUAUCAAAUAGUACAGAUAAAAAAUAUGACAAUGUACAUAAAUACUGUCCUGUAUUGUAUAGAUGUAAGUAGUUAAUACUGCCAGUGCUGAAUGUGGCCAGAGUCAUGUAAGUAUAGGUAUAUAUAUGAGUGUCGUUUUGUCUGUUAUUGCGUGGUUCCGAGCUGUUUCUUAUUGGGCUAGAAGAUAUAAAAGUCAGAAAACAAAUCUAGAAAAAAACAGCGUUUUGCUUGCUAUUUUUAAUAGAAGAUCUUAAAAAUAAUAAAAAUGUAUCGAAACAGUUCAAGCAGUGGCUUAUGACCUGUCAUAAUGACAUUUCACGCAUCGGUCCGCCAUGUUUUUGUGUUUCUAAUAAUAAUGUUCUUUAAAAUUAAGCCCUUUAAGUACAUUUUCCUAUAACAUUAUAUGUAUUCUAGCCCAAUAUAUACUUUUUAAAGGAGAUAACUCGAGGAAUCGCGCAUUUCUAUUUUAAUAAAAAUAUAAAAUUAUCAUUAUGUUACAAUUGAAAAUAUAUUUUAUUGUGUUACGCUUAAUCUACAUAUUAUAUUUUAUUUCAAAUGUCGUUUAUUGAUGAAGAAUAAUUAUAAUUUUAUAUCCGUUCCCCAUAACAGACAAAGCGCCAAGUGUAAAUUGAUAAUUAAAAUGUUAGGUUUAUUGUAAUCAAAUGGUUAUGAAAUUGUAAAUUCGGUUCCUCGGGUCUCCGUUCCGUUGCCGCACAAUUAUAUUUUUAGAUUUAUUUUUGAAAAUAUAUAUUUUUAUUAUAUUUUUAAUGGAUCCAAUGUGUAUAUUUUUAGAAACGCAAUGUUUGUUUUAUUUUUUAACCAUGACGUACUUUUUAUAUUUCGGUAUUGCAUUAUUGUGUUGAUAUGUCGUUACAUUAUUAUUGUUAUUGCAAAUAUUUAAGUUCUAUUUUUCAUCAACACUAUUUAACGUUAAUAUUACGCUACAUUAGUACUAAUAUUGUUCGCCUAUUAAUUCUACAUCACGUUACAUUUGCUACAUGUUAGUACUAUGUAGCCAUAUUACGUCAAGUUUGUAUUAUUUUACGUCAGUACUAUGUUCAUUUAGUACUAUAUUACGUAUAUUACCGGUGGUUUAGUACUAUAUUACGUAUAUUACCGGUGGUUUAGUACUAUAUUACGUAUAUUACCGGUGGUUUACUACUAUAUAUCGUAUAUUACCAAUAAUUAAGUACUAUUUUUUUUUCAACAACACAGUUCGGCACGAAACGGAGGCCGGCGACAUUUGAUUUCCACUCGUAUCCUCUAGUUACGCUUACUACUGUACUAUAUUAUAAUAUUUUUAUCAAAUUACGCGAGUUUCUUUAAUUCCUAGCGUUUACUGAAUGACUGCUUAGUUUGUACGCGUAUUAAAUUUAUUACUAAAUAAAAAGUUCUGUUUGUUCAUCGUUGCGUGGACGUUGGUUUUUCUAAAUUCUAUUUAACCGCGCGUGGGAGAUAAUGCUUGGUGUUUUUUUAUGAUUAUUUUUCUUUGGAUUUCUAUGGAAAAUGUCUUUUUGUGGUAAAAAAUAGUAUAUACGAGCAAUAUCUCCCGCGUACGACGUUUUGGACCCGAUUUUGUACAAUAUUUGGCGACGGGAUCUCAAAUGUCAAUGUAAUGUUAAAGUAUAUUAAUAUUGUUAAGUGGACAGUUUUCCGUUCUGCUGCUGUGAAUAGUACAUGAUAAUAGAUUAAGGGUUACCUUCGAAGCGGCGCGGACGCCAUUUUGUUUUUAUCUACACAGUACAAUCGAUUUUUGUUACCUUUAGUUUCCGUUCUGACACCUUUAUUGUAUGUUCAGGUUUUUGGAUACGAUUUUUUACUUCUGAUAUAUUUAAUACAUUAGAUUUAUGCGCCAUUCGAAGUCUAAGUCUAAAUAUUGUUUUGUUUUCUUUAGCCUGAAUGAAUAUUAAAAGGUUGUUCAAUUAAAAAAUACAAUAAAAAACUAUUUUUGUGAUUUUUUCCACCAUAAUUUCACGUGUAGAUAAAUGAAAAUGGCGUCUACGUCGCAUACAUCCGAACUAAUUUAUUUUAUCGAAUAUCAGACUGAAUUUUGAUAUAAUUUCACAGUCGCUUGUGGUUGUGACGAGAUAAAUCAAGAUUAAUCUAGAAACGCGGGAUUGUAACUUGAUUUUGUCUUUAAUAUCGUAAAAGAUUUGGGUCUUGCGUUUAUUGUUUCCGUCGUAACUGCUAGCGACAUCUAGUCCACAGCGCGGUGUAUCGGCCGAGAUUUCACUUACUAUUUUUUUUGAUAACUAACUGAUCUAUACUUAUUCGUUUGAACAUAGAGAUUCAGUAAAACUUUUCAUUGAUUUUACCACGAAAAAGUUUAUUCAAUCCUUUGUAAUUUUCAAAUUGAGAAACUUUGUUUUUAAAGUGCAUAAUCGCUAAGAUUGAGACAUUGAAUCUGUAUCUGUAUAAUAGAUCUAUUCUAAUGUUAAUUACUUUUUCGUAGGAAAAUCGAUGAAUUGUGUAAAUACAUGCAAAAUUAAUAAAAGUUCCAUCAACCAUAAAACAUCUUUAUUAUCAUUCUCGUAAAAGAUCUGGUCGAUACAGCGCGGCCGCGUCCAGUGUCCAUGUACUCUGCUGCGUCGUGCCGUACCGUACGCACUGUACGUACCGUACGCACUGUACGUACCGCACGUACAGUACGCGCCGUACGGCACGAACCGGCACAGUACGCUAGUGUAUAGUGUAUAGUAGUUAGGCUAGCUCGAGUCCGGCCCAGCGAAGUGUCGUGCACGAGCCGCGUGGCGAUAUAGGGUGCGUAAACAUGUGCCUUCAAUGUUAAUAAAAUUUUUCAUAGUUGAUGCUUCUAAUUAGACAUAAGUUGUACAUAUAGAUUAGCGCUAACGAACACUUUAUUUUUAUUAUUUAAUUGUACUUUAAUUUAUUGCCUAAGAUCACAGCGAGCGCGUGUCGCGGAUGCGGGCUCGCUUCUCCGGUUCCGAUGUCUUCCUUGCCUGUCUCUUAGCUUCAAUCUUUUCUAUCUGUAGAGAGACGUAGCUUUUUUAAUUUAACAGAUUUACGGUCCGCGUUCGAGUUGUGUUGUCGCUCGCGGCGUUUGCGCAAGCGACUGUCGCUCACUGCGGUUGCGUCUGACGAUCCUUUUUGUUUUCACCUCAAUUAGCGCUUCGAAAGUGUAAAAUAUAUUAUUAUUAUUAUACAGAUUCGCUUGUGUAAAUGUCGUGAAUCGUUAAUUGUCGUGGGACAAGCAAAUGUGUAUAAAUAGAUGAACUAUAACAUUUUUUUAAAGUUACAUAAGGCACUUUCGGUAACGUAGAUUGAAGUACCUUCCGCCCUCGGGCACAAAUAUGUGAAAGUUAAAAUUUCUUGUUGAAAUUGUAAAAUGUUUUCCAAUUUUAGAGAGAAUGUGGUUUAUAUUCGUUUUGUAAGUGACUAGUAUUACGUUGGCGUAUCGCAAGAGUAUCACUAAUCGGACUGUAUUAUUUUUUUAUCUAGCACAUGUAACAAUAAAAAAUAAAACUGGAACUGUGCCAUA
Colias croceus (clouded yellow) is the source of this 6491-nucleotide messenger RNA. It is a transcript of the gene Axn, whose product is annotated as axin. Lineage: Eukaryota; Metazoa; Arthropoda; Insecta; Lepidoptera; Pieridae. The coding region runs from base 310 to 2217 and encodes 635 amino acids. The record is from RefSeq and is a predicted model, not a curated record. Gene Ontology annotation, biological process: negative regulation of canonical Wnt signaling pathway. The transcript is spliced from 17 exons.